UAUUCUUGGACGGAAAACCUCCAGACCAAACCUUUUUGGUGAUUUGGCGCCAAAAGAAGGGUAAUAUGGACAUUCAAGCUCAAACCCUACCAAUCUAUUAUAUAUCCUUCUUCUUUGUCUGUAUCUCAGUCCCCAUUCCAAUCCAUUUCACCCUCCCUCUCACUCACUUUCUUCGUCUCUCUCUCUCCUUCCCUGUUUCUCUCUGUCUCUCCUCCUCCCACAAUGAGCAGCUCUAGCAACUCCAAUCCCAAUCUUAGUCCUAAUGAACAGAUUUGCUUUUGUGGACAAAGGUCUCCAUUGAGGACCUCCUUCACUGAAGAGAACCCAGGACGGAGGUUUGUAGGUUGCAUAAACUACAAGACAAACUGUAAGUGCAAGUUUUUUGACUGGAUUGAUCCUCCAACUUGCACAAGAGGAAUGGAUUUUGGCAACCAUGUAAUCAAGAUGUUGAGGAAGGUAGAGGCAGAAAAUGCAGCACUGAAGGAUAAAAUGCAGAAAAUAGAAAGGGAAAAUGCAGAUUUGAAGACCUCUAUCUCAGAAAAUGAAAAGGAAAUUGAGUCAUUGAUGAACCUUGUACGAAAGCAAAGUGGAGAGGUGCAACAAUUGUCCAAGCAGAACGAACAAGCAAUCAAGAGAAGUGAGGAUUUGGUGAAUUUGCUGACAUUAUCCCGUCGGCAAGAAUGGCACUUGAAGCUGAUUGUAUUGGCAUUGGCAUUGGCAUUGGCUGUAAUUUGUUUCCCCAUGUUUUCUAAGUAUUAUAAUGUUCCAAGUGACAAAUUUCUAGCAUUGCCAUGA
Messenger RNA from Rhododendron vialii, 795 nucleotides. RefSeq lists its product as uncharacterized. Gene Ontology annotation, molecular function: zinc ion binding. Lineage: Eukaryota; Viridiplantae; Streptophyta; Magnoliopsida; Ericales; Ericaceae. The transcript is spliced from 2 exons. Bases 223 to 795 code for a protein of 190 amino acids. The record is from RefSeq and is a predicted model, not a curated record.